Cephus cinctus (wheat stem sawfly) is the source of this 6215-nucleotide messenger RNA. It is a transcript of the gene Cep164, whose product is annotated as centrosomal protein of 164 kDa. The record is from RefSeq and is a predicted model, not a curated record. NCBI's taxonomy places the organism in Eukaryota, Metazoa, Arthropoda, Insecta, Hymenoptera, Cephidae. Gene Ontology annotation, molecular function: protein binding. The transcript is spliced from 10 exons. Bases 240 to 4253 code for a protein of 1337 amino acids.
UCCCUGUAUUCCAGUUGAAUUUAACAUUGACCGUCGCACGGUUCGGUUCGCGCAUCCGUGAAAAUGUCAGAAUCCCGUGAAUUUCCCGUGCUUUUUCCGCGGUAUUAUCGCCACGAAUUUCAAGUCGUAAUGUAACCAUAAUCCAAAAAUGAGUAUUUCUCAAGACAGUGCAGCUACCAUCGUGUGUCGAGAGGUUUUCGAUGAAGCUUCCCAUCCCUCGAACGAAGAGGUCGUAGACUAUGCUAAACGCCUGGGAAUUGACCCGGAUGCCGAACCACACCUUCUGGAUCUGGCCCAGGAGGGCCUCAUGGCCGCUUUACCAAAGGGAUGGUCACCCUGUUUCCACGAAGCCACCGGAGCAUGGUAUUAUUAUCAGGCUUCCACGGGAACUACCACCUGGGAACAUCCCCUCGAUGCUGUGUACAAGGGUUUGGUGGAACAGGCCAGGCUGGGUAAUCGGCAGAUUAGCGUUGGUACGUGUUUCAAGGUCACUAGUGAACAAGGCGACACUAUUCAUCCUAUACACUUUGGAUCUAGUUCAUGAGAUACCGAGGCUAACGUUUCGUCACAAUUAUAGUGUAAUUAAAAAAGAAGAUUCGAAGACAACGGCCAAGGACUUGGAGUCCCACGAGGAAGCAACCCUGCCAAAAGAGUCUGCGAAGACUUCCUUACCGACCACGAAGAUUCCAUCGAAGCUGGUACCACUGCGAAAAUCCAAGGUCGACGGACCAGCUAUGCGCAAGAAGGAUCCAAUCUUUGAGAAACAUCGCUCCCGGAAAGAGAGCGAGCCCAGGUCGGAAAAUCUGAGCAGCAUCAGCAGCGACAGAGCUUCGAGAGAUUACACGAAUCUCAGGUUUCAAGAUCCGAAGUUCUACGAGAGUCCAAAGCUCUUGGAUGCCCCGAGGCAGGAAUUUCCGAGGAAGGAACUUGAUCUCAAGGAAGUACUCAAAAGAUCCGAAUCCCUGAGCCCACGAUACGAGAAGGACUGGGAACAGCUAUCCAGUAGAUUCAGCUCCGAGGAGAACAUCAUUGAUAUCGACAAAUUGAGUGUCGCUUCCUUGACGAAAGUCGAGAAGCCGCAGGAGAGAUUCGACAAGGAGAAACAUCCAAGACAGCUUGGCCAGCAGAGGGAACUCACCCUCAGCGGUGGUGGCUUCAUGUUCCUGAAGAGUAACAGGAGCAGGGACACGACUCCGAGUCAGGAGAGUGUCUUGCUCGAGGAUUUUCAAGUAUUUCGAAAAUCUGACGAUACGGGAAACGUGACGUGCGAGAAGCCAAAAUCAAUUCUACGUGAGAAACCAUCCGAGGAUGCUGCCUCGUUAGAGAAUCUUCGGAUCCUUGCAGGCGUGACCGAGUUGAGUAACGCCGUUGGGGAUAGGCCAAAAUCGAUCUUGCGAGAGAAGCCAUCGGAGGACGACGACAGACACAUUGACGAGGAGCGGAAGAGCGUUCGAUUCGAUUUGGAAAAGGAAGUCGACAUUAAGUUCACGUACUCCGGAUCGGAUGACGAUUGGGAAUCUGAAUCCGAAGAGCAGAAUGUUCAUAUAUCGGCCGUAAUUACUCACAAGCAAAAUAGCGAAUAUCAAUCGAUACUCCAGAGACAAAACACAUGGGACUUUGAUUCGAAAACUAGUGCCGACAAUGAGGAAAAUGGGAAUAGGAAUUUAGACAGUGCGAAUAAGGAUGGUUACAUGGAGAGCAGCGUAAACUCAGCGCCGAAAGAAACUAAGGUCGUGGGCAGAAGAUUCGUUGUUCAAAAUGUUUCUGAAAACGAACACUUCCAACAGGUCACGAAAAGUGUAGUUAAUGAUGUCGAGAAUGAUUUUGUCUCUGGGAAAUUCGAGAAUGUGAAAAAUAUUGAUCUUGCGUCAAAAAGUGAAACGGACAGUACGGCCAGGAGUAGCGAUGGCAUGAGAUCGUUACAAUUGGAUGAUAUUCGUAAGAGCAAAGAGAUUAUGUUGGAAAACAUGAAAAUGUCCGAUCGUAGAAUGGAGAGUGAAAUGCAGCGGGAGAAAGAGGAAAUAUAUCACUUGAUGAAGAUCAGGCACGACCUCGAGGUGGCCAAGCAUGAACGAAAGUCAAAGCUAAAGAUGGAAAACUCAAAAAGCAUAGAAGACUUGAAAGCAACGGCGAUUACAGAACAUGACAAGGAAAUGGAAUCUUUGAAGAAAGAAUUUGCGGUUCAAUUGGAACGAGUUAAAAGGGAAUUAGAAGGAAAGUUCCUGGAGCAGAAGCAGCUCUUGGAAGAGAACAUCAAAGUUAAAUUGGAGGAUCUCAGAGAGGAUAUGCUUGACAGAGAGAAGGAGGAAGUUGAGAAAUUGAUAAGUGAGAUGGACCGGGUUAGAUUAGAUAAUUUGAGCAAGGUCAAAGCUGAAUUAGAGGUUUGUUAUGAAAAGGAAAAGCAGGACAUCCUGUCGAACUUGAAGACUGAAUUGGACCAAAAGCGGCAAGAAUUAUUAGAGCUAAGGAAGGUAGAGAUCGAAAAGUUGGAGACCGAGUACGAGAGAUCAUUGGGCGAAGAGAAACUUGCAAAACUCACUCAAUUCGAAUUGAAUAAACAGCAUACAGAAAAAAUCGAGGCACUGAAGAAGGAAUUGGAAAAGGAAUACGACGACCUAAGGGCAAACUUAAGAAUGCAACAGAGAGAGAAGAUUGCCAAGAUCACAGAAGAUCACGAGAAGUGUCUAGCAGAAAUGCUUAAGGAUUUCAGAAUGAGCGAGAGUCUCGCCAGGAAAGGUUAUAAGCAACGAUUGAAAGAUAUAAGGGAUGAUUUUUCGCAAGACGUUGAGAAAGAGGCCAAGAAACAGAAUGAACGGAUCUCGCGUCAGGAGACUGUUGAUUUCGAAAAGAUUCGCUGUGAAAAACGAUUGCUAGAAGAUAAAUAUAAGACGCUCAAAGAGAAGUACCUGAAAUUGAAGAAUGACGUGAGACUCGCAGUGGAACGAAGAAAUAAGAAGAAGGAGGGUAAUACGACAGCAUCAGAAACAGAAAAAUCCACAUCAGCAAGGACGAGAACUGAUCGAACGGAAUCAUCUGAUCAAAAAGACCCGAUCAAAAAAACACACUCGAUCUCAAACUCGAAGCCCGCGGAAGGUCUGAACCAGAAUAUGAGUGGCGCGGAGGAUUCGGACGGUCCCAAAUCCCUCGACUUCCAAAAGCCCAUUGUCUACAUGAAGAACGCGCAGAAGUUCGAAUCGGACGAUACAACGGCAAGCGAGACUAAUUCGAAUCUCUUGAAGAAAAAGAAGACUUUUACGAAAAAGGCGGCCAGUCCUUCGAAACUUAACAACAACCUUGAGAAUCCUGUGGAGAAUAUUAGGAAACAACUGGAGAAACUGGAGGAUCUUGGAGAUCAGUUACCGAGUAACGACACGGCCUAUACACUUAGAUAUCCCUUUCAAGAUAAAGCGCCGGCGACCGCGUCAGCGGAACUGAAAUUCUUCAGACACCGAAUCCACGUGGAAAGGGAUUCCGUGAGAAGAGCUCGAGAGGCAUUGAGACAACAGAGAAGUGCUUUUCAGGGCCAGCAGCGAGCCUGGAAACAACGAAGCGCAAAAUCUACUCUCGAGCAAAUAGUGCAGGAGGAACGCGAACUCUCCGACAUGGAAGUGAGCUUGCACCGCACGAGAAGUCUUCUGGGUGAGAAAGUCAUUCACCUGAGACAUCUGGAGCAAUCUUUGGAAAGAGUAGCUAAUGCUAAAAAAAAUGAGAAUGAUUCUAUGGCGACGAAGAAUGAUGAGUUGACUUUGAGCGAUAUGUCGAGCGCCAGCAGUGGAUUCAGUUCGACGGAUGUGGCAACCGAUACCUUUAUAGAUAAGCCGGACCAUUAUCAAGAGUCAACUGAAAUAAUUGCGAGCCUGGAAAAUCUGAAUUCGGAAAUACGUGAGAUUUGGGGAGUUUUGAAUAAACGUCAGGAUAAUAACAUACCUCCACCACCUACAUUCAUGUAUUCAGAUCUUGGAUGGCUACCUUACCAAGCACUAUCUCCGCAACCAAACAACGUGCAAGCAUUCGGGACUCCAAAUAUCCACUCAAACAUUUUGUCUCAGCUGACUGGCACUCAUCCGCCAAUAACAACCACCCAGAACAUCAUAGCUCAAUACGGACCAAACAACGGUUACACAACCAGCGUGGGCACGGUCGAAAGAACAGUUUCGAACUUGAUGGAAAGAACACGCAAUCUCAGGGAUUGGCUUAGGCAGGCCCGCGUCGAGAGUACGGAUCUAGUCAGUCCGGGUCAAGCUACUCUGUAAGAAAAAAAUUCUCCAGACGAAUUCGACGAUUUGGAAAAUUCAUUUUGGAGCAUUGCGAUGAGGACUAUUCGGUUUCUUAUGGUACCCAGACCUCUUAAAUGUUGAGGCCAGGGACACGCGCAAGAGCACUCAAGUCCUCGAUUCUCAUUUUCGGUUCGAUCUCAACCCAAGUUCAGGCUGCUGUUUGUUACAAUUGUAACCAUGAGUGAAGUAGGUUCAAUUAUCAAUUCGUGAUCCAGUCAAGGUUGAAGAAGUUGUAUUCGGGUCGUCAAAAGUUAUUGUGGUCAGACUGAAAUACUAUCAAUUCCAGAUUACACAGUGUAAUUAAUGAUUCGUUAGAAUUAUGCAAUUAGAAUUGGAAAAUUGUUUAGAUUUUUACAAUUAUGCAUCGUUUUUAGAUUUUUUUAUUUUUCGACGUAGAGCCAAGUUCACUUCCUGAUUAUAAUUUGUAUGCUUGGGCGCGGAAUAUUUAUGAGAUUUCUAAUACAGCCAAUGUCAACCGAUUUCAAUGAACCUCUAGUCUACUCUGUGAUUUGACAUGUAUACGCGGAAAAAUAUAAAAUGCGUAUUUUUCUAUGCGGUGUCCAGAAGUUUCAAGUAGGAAAAAAAAUCUAUUGAUCAACGUGAUCCAAUGCACUUAUAAUGUUAAUUGAACUUGUGCAGUCGUAUCGGCGCACAGAGUGUAACACAUCGGUAUACUCGUGUUGCUAAUAUCAAUUUUGAAAUGUAGAAAAAUUUCGUUUGUAAAUAACCCAAGGCGAUUGUAUAAUACGAAAAUCGAAUGAUUUGUAAAAUCUGUUACACCUCUAUAUAUUUUCGAUUCAUUUUUUUAUGGAUACCGUGUGACAUAUGUUUAUUAUAUUAUAAUAUAUUUCAGAUCAUUUAUAGAUAUAUCAAUGAUAUAGUCAAUGUUUCGUUACGUUGCGCGCGAGAAUGUGAUAUACAUUGAUAUUGAAUUAGGAGUUUGUAAGAUGGCGUUUCGAAAAUCUGUAAAAUGUUUUAGAAUCCUCGGAACUGUCGAUACGGAAACUCGAGAUGCGUUUUGAUUACGGAUAAAAAAAAAGUGCCUUUGUUUUGAGUCACUGCUUUGCGUUUCUAUUCGAACUACGAUACAGACUGUCGUUGUCCGUAUUUUCAAUAUGAACAGGAAAACAAAGUUGAGGGAAUCAUGUGUCUAUUUAUUAAACAGCAACUAUUUACGAUCAUCAUUAUUGAUGACGUUGAGAUUUAUCGAUCAAUUUUAACGCUAUUCGAGUUUCGAACUUGGUCGCGGUUCCAAAGUGUCGUUCAAACCCAAAAACCUUAACUCUAACAUAACCUAACAAUUUCUCGAAUGCCAAACUUAGAGUAAUCGAUAACAUGUAAAGUAUGAUAUGCAUUAUAUGUAUAUGCAUACAUAAUUUAUGUAAAUCAUUACAGGGAAACGAUCAUGGUAUGCCAAAUUUUAUUGGGCUAAUGUAUACAGUCUAUAAUUGAUUGAAUUACCAUUGCAUAAAACAGUUUAAAAAGAUUGGAUUCUCUACCCUGAAAUAUCUACAUAGCUUACGUUAGAGACAGUGAACAAGUAUGAUCUCAUUAGAUAUGUAAUAUACGUAGAGUAAUUGAUGACAGAUAGUGAACCUCGAAAUCUUACAGAAAAGACAAAUGAGACAUUGUACUAAUAAUAGUGUUCAUUUUAUUAGGGAAUGCUAUGAUUCAACAGUUACGUAAUUACAAGAAAUAUCAUUUAUUGUCCUUUACAGAAGAUCAGAAAGUUCAUUGUAGUUUUUCCUUAUUUAACUAAAUUCUAAUAGAAUGUCAGAGUCGUUCUUAAAAAUUUGAAGUAUAGUGUUACAGUAGUACCGUCCUUACUAUAGUGAAUCCGUACCUUCCUUGUAGAAGACUAUAUGUAUAGUCUCUUACAGUAAAUAAGCUAAUGAUUAUACUGAUUAUCCUCGAAUAAAAAUUAUUUCCAUCGGUCUA